AUGUCGGCGAGAAGUUCAAAUGAGAGCUCCACGCGGAGCAGGAGGAAGUCUCUCCUGUUGAAUCUUUCUGCCCUCACUCCUGUCCUUAGCCGCGACAAUCGCUCCAACAACACCCACCACGACGAUGCCUCUGCCAGAUCACCCAACACUCUGAAGAAGCACAAACACCACCGCUCCCGACCGCCCACCGCCCACCACGACCUCAACCAUCCGGAUGUGGCCAGAGAGGACCAUACCACGUCCCGUCCGCCAUCCGACCAAUCCGCACCCGGCAAGAGCAAUGCGCGGAGGCCUUCGCUCAGCAUGAGAGUAGCCCGCCGGCCGCCCUCGGUCUUCGGCUCUCUGAAAAGUAGUGUGCGCGCAAGCAGUGAAGAGCUGAGCUACUUUGGCUAUGGGCAUAGGGAGGGAGAGCCUCUGUCAGCGACCUCUUCCAAGGCUCCCUCUCUGAGCUUGGAGAACGCCAUCGACGGCAUGCCUCCCUCCAAGUCGGUCCUGGUGCAUGGAGAGGUGCAGACCAGUGCGGGCAUGUUUCGGAAGAAGAAGGAAUACCUUGUCCUCACUGAGGUGCAUCUCAUACGAUACAAGUCUCAGCAUAAAGCCGCGGAAACUUUCAAGAACACACCACUGUCGAACACUGCCGGCCGCAUCCCAGCAGUGAGACAUGGCUCCAUGCCAUCGGCUGGCUCCCAGAGCGAUCUGCAGACGCUGUCAGACUCCUCCGGCGACAAGGAUGGUCGCGUGCCUUUACGACAGGUAGUCGCGGUUUAUAAGCUGGAUGAUGGCAAGCCUUACUUUGCCCUCGAAGUGGGCUACUUGGAUGAAGAAUCAGGUCAGGCCUCAUCGAUCAAUCUCCAACUCGGAAAUCCCGAGGAUAGGGAUGUCUGGUUGCAGCGAAUCCGUAGCGCUGUCUACGAUGCUCGACUCAAAGAACCCUCAUCUAUUUCGGCGUUCAACCUCGAGAACGUUGCGCGAGUGGUGGAGAGAGAUAGCGACUACCAUCCGUCCAACUGCGCAAUCUUCAAGGUCGUUCAGCGACAGCCCACCGCCAAGUCAGGGAGCAGAUCCUCGUCCGACGAUGUGACGAAAGUCGCAUCGAACGUUUGCUUCUUGGCUGUGGGAGUGCACAAGGUGCAUUUCGUUCAGCAAGUGAAGCCUGUGGCACGGAACUCAAGCCCUUCUUUGGCAGCGCCAGGUCACGCCCAAUCCUCACAUGGCAUACUCACUUUAACAGCAGUCAAGGUGCACAGUCUGGAUGAUACGUUCGAGAUCACGUUCAGGCAGCCAUUGCAGAAGGCCAGGACGUUGUAUCUGGCAUCUUCUGCUUCCCAUGAGAUCGCUGCCCGUCUGCGCUUCUCCGAAAACUUUCUGCGACCCGAGUGUGGCUAUCGAUUAUACAGAUUCAGUGCGCCGCCGGAAGUCGAGGAUCUGCUCGUGCCACCUGCCGCUGCCGAUGUCGAGGAGCACUGCUGUCUUGAUCGCACACUAAUUGCCUAUUGUGUAGCAUAUGGUCUGAAUCCGUCGAAUCUCCGAUAUACGAUCAACUAUCACUGCGAAGAUGCACCUCGAUUCGAGCUUCUACCUCCUGCGGACUCCCGUCGACAGAAGUAUGGCCCACUGGAACUUCUCGCUAUCAUGCGCUCUCUGCGCUACAAUGAGACGUUCGGCAGCUUGUCCUUCGCGAGCAUUUCAUUGGAUAGUCUGCAAGGAUUGCAUGAUAACUACGGCCAAGAGCACGUGUGCACGCGAACCAAGCGAGGCACUCCGAUCAAGCUCUCUCCAGAAGAACUCAAUCGAUCUUCGCUUCUAGUGCAAGAGAUCCGGGCGCUGGCAGCUACUAGCAAGAGAUUACGGCGCUUGGACUUCUCGGGAUGCAUCACCACCAAGCACGCGUCGCCUGAUCCAACGGAUGAUGAGCCCGGUAGGACGAGGGACAUUGGCUGCGGAAUCGUGGAGGCGUUGUUCCCGCUUUGCAAGCAUCAGACAACGAACGUGGACUGGAUCUGCCUCAAUGGCAUUGAGCUCAGCGAUACCGAUCUGGACUACUUGGUGGGCGCUGCUGUGGAUAAAUCUUGCCAUUUUCGGGCUAUCGAGCUGAAUCGCUGUGGACUGAACGAUCGUAGCCUGGGCCUCAUUCUGGACGCUCUUCGCGCACAGGAGAAUACUCUAGAGUCGUUGGAGAUUGCAGGCAACGGAGCCCGCCUGAAUCCGGGCGCAUUUGACAGUCAAUUGGCAAUGUUCGGUUUCAUCCGAAAACUCAACUUAUCCAACGUCUCGAGGACUUCGAGUUCGGAGCCGUUCAUUCAGGCUGAGACGCUACUGAUCUGGCGCCUGCAGGAGCUUCGCCUCAGUGGGACAACACUCAACCAGGCUACCAUAGAUGCCAUUUCCACGUAUCUGGCACAUCCGCAAUCUGACAGUCUCCAUGAGCUUUAUUUGGACAACACCCAUAUAGCCGGGGAAGAUCUUGCGACACUGCUGUACAGUCUAUCGUGGGACAAGGACCGCGUUCGCAACAUGCACCUGGACAUCAGUCAGUGUUUCCUGACCAAAGGCCUCGAGCAGCUCAGUAAAACUAUUGCCAAAGGCAUGACUCCUUCGCACUUGAGCUUGCGGGCCAUCGAAUACAAAGAAGAGUCCCAGUUCAGAAAGAUCGUCGCUGCGGUGACUGUCAACAAGACAAUGCAGUAUCUGGAUAUGUCACAGACCGCACUCCCUGGUGAUGCGAGCGAGGAGACUUGCCGCCUACUCAGCAAGCUACUGGCUGAGAACGAGACGCUCGUUGAACUGGAUCUUUCCGGCGAUGAUUCGAGAUUGGCGACUUCGAAAUUCGGUCCAGGUAUCAAUGAGGCUCUUGCCGGCCUGAAGCACAACAAAACGCUGAAGGUCUUUCGCAUUGAGAAGCAGAAGUUAGGCUUCCAAGGAGCAAGCACUUUGGCGGAGGUCCUGCGAGAGAACAACACCUUAAUGGAACUGCACUGCGACAACAAUGAGAUACCGCUGCAUGGUCUGACCGAUUUGGUGAACUCACUCUGUGAGAACACUUCUCUGGUCUACCUGCCGAAGAUGAACGACGGGCGUUCUGCUGCGUUCAGAUCUGCGGAGUCGACAAUGAAGCUCAUGGCAGACCAAGAAGCUCCCGGCUCGCCACCGCAUUCGAGGACUGGGUCUUUCACCGCCAGCUCGACCAUGAAGAAGGGUUUCGCAAACGUGAAGAAGACUGCUCAGCGUUCAGCAUCUAUUCGCACGCCGUCUUUUCCAGCUUUGCCCUCCUCUGGUAAAACGUCGUCGAACAGCCGUAACCGCUCACAUCUUUCGCUCUCGAUGCCGGCUUUGAAGACCAAACACGUUCAUCCGAGCCUGCACAGUCCUACUUCGAUCAUCACAGGUCCUCUGUCUGGCUUCACUGUUCAGGACAUUCAGACCACCCACCGCUUGCUGACGGAACAGUGGGAUCGCCAGUACUAUCGACUCGAACAGUAUCUCAAUCGAAAUUGGUGCUUGCUCAAUAACAUCCCCUGCAACAUGGAAAUUGAGGAGGAAAAAUUCGAGAGGCCUUCCUCUGUUGGAUCUAUUGGCAAGAUGCUUGAACAAGUCAAGUACGAUACCACCCCGAAGGCUGAGAAGGCACAGUACUUUGACUCGCCGCUGGAUGCACCACCGCCACCGGAUCUCCCGAAUUGUUCACUCCAGCGGUCGACGACAUUGGAGAAUGGCGACAAGCAUUCUGUGGGUUUCAAGCAUUUCAUCUUGGAAAGUGGACCGCAGACUCAGGAUCUGGCGACUGCGUUGUCGCAGUACACCACUUCCGAUACCAGUGUGGAUGCAUUUGAUGAGCCGAGGACUCCGACGCAGAAGGCUUUUACCACCACCUCGACUGCCUCAUUUUGA
Lecanosticta acicola is the source of this 3888-nucleotide messenger RNA. Lineage: Eukaryota; Fungi; Ascomycota; Dothideomycetes; Mycosphaerellales; Mycosphaerellaceae. The record is from the annotation of a GenBank genome assembly.